AUGGGCUACAAAGCGAAUACCAGCAGCUCAAGACAUCAUGCACUACUUGCUGGCAUGCUUAGCGUCUUGAUCUUGCUGUUGACCGUUGAUAUUUACCUUUCUGUCCUGUCACCAAGAAGUUGUAGCUUCUUCUCCAUGGCCUCCCAGAAAAUUGUUACAGGCUAUGGGUUUGACAAUGACAAUGAACAGGAAGGACAGCAGCGUAUCGACGGUAUGACCAUCGAAGAACUGCUCGAUAUCCAACACCAUGACAACCGGCGUGGAAUACUCUUCCAUGAGAUCAACGAAUUAGAAGAUUUGAAUCACGAAGGCGAUGAAGCCUGGGAUAAACUCUUCCCUCCCAGCGGCGGCUAUUUAUUUCUGACCUCGAAUGAAACGACAUCAUCCUCGGAGCCAUGGGGCAUAGGCAUGUUUCAUGGCCUGCAUUGCUUGCAAAUGCUAUGGGACACGAUUCGGGACCUGGAGGGCCAGCUCAAUCAAUCCGAUAGGGAACAACGACAUAAUCAGCGUCAUGAGCACAGCCAUGAGGGAGCAGGUGCUUUUGUCAAUGCGAGUACACAUUACAAGCAUUGCUUUGCGUACCUUGCGCAGUCCAUAGCGUGUGCGGCUGAUGGAACGCUGGAAGCUCCGCAUUUUCAUUACUACCAAAAUGGCACAUUUAAGAACUAUAAUGUUGAUGGCGUUGGAACUUGGCACCAGUGUCGAGAUCUAAGUCUCAUAUGGAAGAAAGUGCUGGAGAGUGAAGAGCGCCCACUCGAGCAAUGGGAUCAUCAGGUCGGCGACACGGUUCAAAGUUUUCGAGAUCGAGUGGUGAUUCACGACCUACCAGGUUCCGGCAUAGCUCCUUUCCUGCCCAUUCCUACUCCACGGUCGGGCUAUGCGCUUCCGCUACAUGUCUUCCUAUUUUGCUUCCGUCUUCCACUUCUUAUAUUCGUGUGCCUGAGUUACUUCGUUGUUUUGCAAUGGUUACCAAUUGGUUCCCUUGGGAAGAAGGCAUCUUUAUGGUGUAUACUCGGCGUGCCGAGCCUAUGGUGGAUUGAUUUGCAGGUUGACGGCGUCAAGAGAGGACGCCUUGCCAGCCAACGAUCCCGCCUUCCCGUUGCCAACUGCAUCAUUGCAUCUUCCUUCACCUCGCCUAUCGACCCAGUAUAUCUCGCCGCGAUUUUUGACCCCGUGUUCACCGCAUCAUAUCCUAAUACGCGCAAGGUUGAGCGUUUAUCACUUCUGCAAGCUAUACUGCGGUCAUUCGCAUAUCCCUAUGUCACACCACCACCAAAUGCACGGCUGGUUGAUCUUUCCGACCUCAUCCAGAAAUAUCGAUCCAGACCCGUCGUCGUCUUCGCUGAAUGCACAACGACCAAUGGUCGUGGUAUCCUUCCACUCAGCAAAUCUCUCGUAUCUGUACCGCCACGCACGAAGAUCUAUCCGGUGAGCUUACGGUACACCGAAGCAGACGUGACUACCCCUGUGCCUGGCAGUUACUUGACUUUCCUGUGGAAUCUGCUCAGCAAGCCAACUCAUUUUAUCCGCGUUCGCGUCGCCGAAUACGUCACGACGAAGAGUCUGUCUCCAUCGUCACGGAGUCAUAGCAACACCAGCACAGACUUUUUUGACGAGGAUGAGGAUCAGGAACCAGCUUCAUUCCUUGUGGAGAAUGUAGACAAAAAUAAAACUUCGGACUUGACGAGACAUGAGAUAGAUGUGCUCGACUACGUUGGCGAGUCGUUGGCACGUCUGGGGAGGGUUAAGAGAGUCGGUUUAGGGGUGAAGGAGAAGCAGGACUUUGUGAACAUGUGGGCGAGACAGCAAAGGCUUCGAUGA
Talaromyces atroroseus is the source of this 1821-nucleotide messenger RNA. RefSeq lists its product as hypothetical. NCBI's taxonomy places the organism in Eukaryota, Fungi, Ascomycota, Eurotiomycetes, Eurotiales, Trichocomaceae. The record is from RefSeq and is a predicted model, not a curated record. Gene Ontology annotation, biological process: mycotoxin biosynthetic process. Bases 1 to 1821 code for a protein of 606 amino acids. Gene Ontology annotation, molecular function: acyltransferase activity. The transcript has 5 exons.